CCCAAUUGUUAUCGGAGCAGUGCCCGUUGUGAAACAGUCAGGCACACAGGAAGGAGCGCAUUGCUGCGGAUUAUGUCGAGAUAACGUCCCGAUGUAGAAAAUAUUAUUCACAAUAAUAACGACAAACUAUGAAAGUUAACUUCUGUAGUGAUGAUGGUAUUGAAUAGAGAAAUGAAAUAAGUGACAGUGUUGAUGAGGUUUCGAGUAGUGUACCUUUAGAAGAAUAUGAAGACAUGGCUAAUACAAGUAAAAAGAAAUUGGGAGACGUUGCGCCUGUGGCGUGUUGUAAACUUUCGUUAUUGGCAACUGUUUGUGCGAUUAUAUCUUUAGUAGUACAGAUUUUUAAUAUAGGGUUUGUAGAUUCAAAUACUUGUUUAGAUCGUAGAAACAGAGAUGCCAUUAGAAAUGUACUGGAAAAUGAACUCGAGGAAAAGUUAGAAACGUAUUUAUCAGAUGUCACUGGUCUUUCGUCGCACAGGAUCAAAAGGGAAGCUAUGUUGAAACCUUCGGCGAUCCAAGAGGACAAUGCGGUAACACCCCAUGUAGAAUUUUUCAACCCCAAAAUGCGGCCUGAGUUGGAAGAGAAAGAUGAAGCUGAAAUGCGAAGGACGGGUGCCAAAGGACCUGCCCCUGGGGGUGAUACUUGGGUGUGGCUCACCAGCUAUUCUAGGGUUCCAUAUAAGGUAGUGCAAGGGUUCUGCAAAGCAACGCAAGACUACUGCCCACCUGGAGUUCAAGGACCAAAGGGACCGAAUGGUUCUCCUGGACCCAAAGGAGAUAGGGGCGAACCGGGAGCUCCAGGAACUCCGGGGCACUCGGGAUCAAGAGGGCCAGUAGGACCACCAGGACCGAAAGGUGAACGUGGUUUUCCUGGUAACGCUGGCUUGGACGGCAGAGACGGUGUCCCAGGUGAACCUGGUUUGGACGGUGUCUCAGGAAGGAAUGGAGCGGAUGGUGCUCCGGGUAAAGACGGUCGUGACGGCAUUCCCGGAAAGGAUGGCAGCCCGGGCAAAAAUGGGAAGGAUGGUAAAGAUGGGAGAGCAGGCGCUCCAGGGCCAUCCGGUAUAAGAGGACCUAAAGGCGACCGAGGACCAGUAGGACCGAAGGGUCAGCGGGGCAACGACGGAAGGGACGGGUCCCCUGGUCGUCCGGGACUCUCCAUUUACAACUACACCAAAGAGAAGGAACUGUUCAUACCCCCCACUUUUGCACAGGACCACACUAGAGUGAUAGUCCGGGAAGGUGAUACCCUCCGGAUCAGCUGCAACCCGAUGGGGAAGCCCGAGCCCACGGUGGAAUGGAGACGAGCCGAUGGCACAGCUGUCAUACAGGGUUCAUGGCGGGACGCGUCAGUGAGCGGCCAACUCCUCAACAUCCCGAACGUGUCUCGCUGGCACACUGGCAAGUACGUGUGCCUAGCCAACAACGGCAUGCUGCCAUCCGCGAACCAGACCACCGAUGUUGAAGUACACUUUAGUCCUUACAUCCGCGUGCCGAAUAAUGUCGUCUACGUGUACAACAAAACUGCAAAAAUCGAGUGUGAAGUGCAAGCAUGGCCCGAACCAGUAUUAGCGUGGCAAAGUAACGACAUCACACUGGAAGGCCCUCGGUACCGCACCGAGGUUGCUACCACAGCGGAUCCUUGGCGAUGGAUCAUGCGGCUGGAGGUACCAGGCGUCAGAGACCACGACCUUCGACAGUACAGCUGCGUGGCGAAGAACGAGUUAAACAAUCAGACUGUCAUGGGACACAUCAAACUGGCUUACCCAGGCCCCAAUCAUCAUAUGACCGCCCAGCAGCCGAUGGAGUUCGGUUCCCGUCCGCCCCUCCUCACAUCGUACGAAGAACUGUGUCAGGUGCAACGCUGCCCCUCGUGCCCGCGCUGCGACCGCGCGCAACUGCUCAUCACGCCCAUCAACGGCACCGCUGGUCAUAAGCCCAGGAGGAAUACCAAUUGUCAGCUCUACGCGAUAGGAAAACCGGUAUAUCACCGAUACAAGGAAGAGCUUUUUGGCGCUUGGUUAAGAGACUCCGAUGCCAGCGAUAGCCAGAGAGAAAAGCUGUGGACCACGCAGGAGAAUGACAUAGAACGACUGCGGGAGUACAAAAGCAAGACUUCAUUCAAAGCAGAUCACGUCGACGAGUUCCACAAGCUACAGAAACCUUUCUAUGGCAAUGGUCACAUCGUGUACGGUGGGUCGUUCUUCUACCAGGCGAACGAGUCGGGACACCCGGGCGAGAUCAUCCGGUACGAUCUCACGCAGAGCCGCAUCAAGUCCGUGCACCUGCCGCACGCUGCCGGCCGGCUAUACUCCUCGCAGCACAACCAGGUUGAUUUCAGUGCGGACGACAACGGGCUUUGGGCAAUCUAUUCCAUCGAAAAUUCCAACAACACUGCCGUAGCUAAGCUCAGCUUCGACCCGACCAAAGAUGGCCUGAACAUCGACUACAUAUGGAAUAUUUCACUUAAUCAUAAACAGGUCGGAGAGAUGUUUAUCGUGUGCGGUGUUUUAUACGCACUGGACUCGGCGACAGAGCGUGAAAGCAAGGUGUCUACCGCCAUCGACCUGUACCUCAACAAGCAGCUGGAGAUAUCCCUGCAAUUCACCAACCCGUUCAGAAAGACCACGCAACUCGGUUACGAUCACACGCAUAAGGAACUCUAUUCAUGGGAUAGAGGCAACCAGCUGACUUAUCCGGUGCGCUACAACGAGCUGCCUGGACCAUGACAAAUAUUUCGGUCUACUACAGGUCGCGGCACGUAACUCUGGUGCUAAACAAAACGCGGAGGGGA
This is a messenger RNA of Chilo suppressalis (striped riceborer), 2794 nucleotides long. The record is from the annotation of a GenBank genome assembly. NCBI's taxonomy places the organism in Eukaryota, Metazoa, Arthropoda, Insecta, Lepidoptera, Crambidae.